This is a messenger RNA of Morus notabilis, 1109 nucleotides long. RefSeq lists its product as uncharacterized. Gene Ontology annotation, molecular function: metal ion binding. The record is from RefSeq and is a predicted model, not a curated record. The coding region runs from base 259 to 975 and encodes 238 amino acids. The transcript has 4 exons. Lineage: Eukaryota; Viridiplantae; Streptophyta; Magnoliopsida; Rosales; Moraceae.
UUUCCAUCAAACCAAGCAAUCUCUCUUCUCCUUCUUUUGUUCAGACCAAACAUCUGUUUAUCUCUUUAGCUUUCUGAAUCUCUUCCGUACAUUAUUUUCCCUGACCGUACGUCCUAGAAAUCCCAACAAACAAACACUUUUCCCUCCCUCUCUCUCUCUUUCUCUUCUUUUUCCGCUGUGAUCGCAGAGCCACAGAUCAAACUAAACCUCUCACUUUUUUUUCCCCUUCUCAGCCGCUAAUUUACAAGUUUGCUAACCAUGGGAAAGCGAAAGCGAGUUUCUGAUCACAAUCAGAUCGAGCCUUCUUCGGAUACCAUGCCAUGCUCCUUAGGAAUGGAGUUAUUAUCAGAAGAGAAACGUUUGAAUGCAAUUGAUUCUAGUGAACUAAAGCCUCUUUCAUCUGUGUUGGAUAUUGCGGAUAGUUCUACGAAGCUCCAAAAUGUCCACCACCCUUCUACUGCAAAUCAGCAUCAGAGCCUUGGCCAUUCAAUUUUUCUAAAACGCUCUCGCCAUCACUAUGCACAUCAGUACUCUAGACGUGGCUUGGCCAAUCUUGCUAAUGCCUCAACUUCUCGUGGCAAAGGCACUUCUUUGCGUGAUGAUAAGCUGUCCUUCAAGUUUGCUACUCAAUGCAACUCAGUGUUGGGAAGGCAUUCAGAAUACAAAGACAAGGCAUUUUUCCGGCCUGAAAGGAUCAGGUCUAGUAAUUCUUUGACAAGAGACACAGUAUCAACCGAUCUACUGAAGUUGGUGUGUGAGAUUUGUCAGAAAGCGCUGAUACGGAAGAUUUGUAUUCCUGAUAUGCCAUUCGCAACUGUUGACCUCUUGGAAGUGGCGGUUCUAGCGUGUGGCCAUUCUUUUCAUGCAGAAUGUUUGGAUCUGAAAACAAAUUUUGAGGAUAAACGAGACCCUCCAUGCCCGUCUUGUAUGGGUUUAUUGUCCCAGAUCGAUGAUGACGAGGAGGAAGAGGAUUAGUAUGUGAAAGGUUAUAAGCUCUACACCAUGAUGUACUAAUAUCUAGAGAAGAGGAUAUACUUACAUGGAAAGCUUAAAGUUAUAUAGGAAGCUUGUUUGUUCCAAGAUGACCUUUUGGUAGGCUUAGUGGGUUU